Molecule: messenger RNA, 11585 nt
Organism: Anolis sagrei ordinatus
Lineage: Eukaryota; Metazoa; Chordata; Lepidosauria; Squamata; Anolidae
Product: RNA-binding protein Nova-2
Biological process (GO): mRNA splicing, via spliceosome; regulation of alternative mRNA splicing, via spliceosome
Cellular component (GO): cytoplasm; nucleus
Molecular function (GO): mRNA binding
Source: RefSeq, a predicted model, not a curated record
AGGGAAGGAGGGAGGGAGGUGGGUCUCUCUCUUUCUCUCUUUCCUCCAACGUCAGGGGCUGGGCUGGGCUCUGGGCUCCAUUGCCAUCCAGGACAGGCUACAAGAGGGAUGCGCUGAAGGAGGAGGAGGAGGAGAAGCAAGCGUUGAGGCCGGCCGCAGCUCCCCUUCCUCUCCCUGGACCCUCGCUUGCCCUCCUUUGCACCCUUUCCCUUCCUACGAUCCCUCUCCAAGCCAUCCCUCCAUCACCCUCUUUGCACAUUUCCCAACCCAAGCUGGGUAUCAGCAUCCUCCAUCCUUCCCUUGGCUUCUUUCGGGUAUCAGCAUCCUCCAAUCCAUCCCUCCCUUUGCUUCUUUCUCUUCCUCCUCCUCUUCUUCCUCUUCUUCCCUUCUUGCUUUGUUGUCCUUGCCUCUCAAAACUAGGGAUGCUCAGGACAAGAGCCCAGGCCUGACCCCUUCCAAGGCCUGACCUCUAGGGCACUUUUGUCCAGACCCACCAGCAUCCUUUUGGAGCAUCUUUCUCCCCAUCUUUCUCCCCCUUUUCCCCCUUUUUUCUUUCUUUCUGUGUGUUUUUUUCUCCCUCUUUCCUGGCUCCCUCCUCCCCCUGCUGGAGUUUCUCGGGUACCGCGGAGGGGAAGUCCUCCGCGCCCUCGGGAUGAAGAUGAUGGCAGGCGGAUCGGUGCAUCAGAACGGCCUCUUCCCUCCGGCGCCACAGCAACAGCCGCCGCAGCCUCCGCCGCAGGCCCCCGGAGGGUCCCAGGCCCAGGCCCAGAGCCACACCAGCCCACAGGCCCCUUCGCAGGCUCCCCACAUGGAUUCGGAGCCCCCCGACUCCAGGAAGAGGCCUCUGGAGACACCCACCGAGGCCAUCAGCACCAAGAGGAGCAACACUGGCGAGGACGGCGAAUACUUCCUGAAGGUCCUGAUCCCCAGCUAUGCGGCCGGGUCCAUCAUCGGCAAAGGCGGCCAAACCAUCGUCCAACUGCAGAAGGAAACUGGGGCCACCAUUAAGCUCUCCAAAUCCAAGGACUUCUACCCAGGAACCACGGAGCGGGUCUGCCUGGUCCAAGGCACGGCGGAAGCCCUCAAUGCGGUCCACAACUUCAUUGCCGAAAAGGUCCGAGAGAUCCCUCAGUCCGUAGUGAAGCCGGAGUCGGUCAACAUCCUCCAGCCGCAGACGACGAUGAACCCAGACCGUGCUAAGCAGGCUAAAGUGAUCGUUCCCAACAGCACGGCGGGGUUGAUCAUAGGCAAAGGAGGGGCCACCGUGAAGGCCAUUAUGGAGCAGUCUGGAGCAUGGGUGCAGCUGAGCCAGAAGCCUGAGGGCAUCAACCUUCAGGAACGAGUGGUGACCAUCAGUGGUGAGCCUGAACAGAUCCACAAAGCCGUGGAUAUCAUUGUCCAGAAGAUCCAGGAAGAUCCCCAGAGCAGCAGCUGCCUCAACAUUAGCUACGCCAACAUUACUGGCCCGGUGGCCAACUCCAACCCAACCGGAUCACCCUAUGCCAACUCCACGGACGUCCUGCCAGCUGCCGCCGCUGCUGCCACGGCAUCGGGCCUCCUGGGCCACACCAGCCUGGCUGGAGUAGGGGCCUUCCCAGCCGCCCUGCCGGGUUUCUCCGGCAGUGACCUUUUGGCCAUCAGCACAGCCCUCAACACCUUAGCCAGCUACGGAUACAACACCAGUUCUUUAGGGCUCGGCCUCAACUCUGCAGCCGCCUCUGGAGUGCUGGCCGCCGUAGCCGCUGGCGCCAACCCAGCUGCAGCUGCCGCCGCUAACCUCCUUGCUUCCUACGCCAAUGAAGCAUCCACUAGCACCACUACCCCAGCCGGUGCUGUCGGAGCCUUCACCUUAGGUUCCUUAGCUGCUGCCACCGGGGCGGCCAAUGGCUAUCUAGGGACAGCCUCCCCUUUGGUGGCUAGCUCCUUCUUAGCCACAGAGAAGCUUGUGGAAAGCACCAAAGAUAUGGUGGAGAUUGCCGUGCCGGAGAACCUAGUGGGCGCCAUUUUGGGGAAAGGCGGCAAGACGUUGGUUGAGUACCAAGAGCUGACAGGCGCCCGCAUCCAGAUUUCCAAAAAGGGGGAGUUUAUUCCGGGUACUAGGAACCGAAAAGUCACCAUCACAGGCACUCCAGCUGCAACCCAAGCAGCGCAGUAUCUUAUUAGCCAGCGAGUAACAUACGAGCAAGGCGUCCGGGCCACCAACCCACAGAAAGUGGGUUAAGAGGAGGCUGGAGAGAAGGCUGGGGGAAGGAGUAGAGUUGAAAUCAGUCCUUUAAUCAUUAAAAUGGUAACCUACCCGACACCAGCCCCUGUCCAGUGUCCAUCUCUCACACAUGCACUCCCCUGCUCUGGGCAGCAGCCCAGCGUUUGUUCUACUGGAACUUUAUUUCGCUGAUGGUGCGAUUUAUGUGUGUGUGUGUGUAUAUAUAUCUAUAUAUCUAUAUAUAUGGCAACAUUUUCUUUUCUUUUUUGAGUUGAUGGAUUUUAAUAGAAAAACAUUUUUUUUAAGAAAAAGAAGUCCUCUUUCUUUCCCUCUUUUCUUUCCAGUUUUCUUUCUCAACAAUCUUGGCAGAGGAAGGUCUAUCUCUUCAUGCUUUGUUCCCCACCCCCGAGUCGAUAGAUCAAGUUCAGGAUUUCUUGAUAGGCUAUUGGUACUCCCCCUUCAUGCCCACGCAGAGUAUUGUCACCCGCAGAUGCUCAAACUGAGUUUAGACAUAUUUGUGGGGAGGGAAGACGUGGGUUGAGUUUGCAAGGAGGUAGUUUCUUUGCCUAAGGACCUUCAGUUCUUGAAAAUGACACCACUUUGUGUGUUAUCUGAGAGGUCCAUUGUUUGUAGUGAAGCUGAGUGUGGAUUUUCUUCCUCUUGGUGUCCUAAUUUGGGUAUUCUGGGAGAAGGAAUGCCUCGAAGAAGGAGGGGUUGGACUGGGAAGGGCUUUGAAACAGGAACACAGGUUUGUUUGAGAUGAUGGGCAUUUAAAAAGGCAUGGUUCUUCCACACAUAUUUUCAUGUGGGAGGGAAAAACAGUGUGUCUGUGGGCAUUCUUUCCCCCAUUUCCCAGCUUUAUUUAUGAUAACAGAAAAAGUGAGGUGCUUGGAUUGAAGGUUUGUAGCUGAAGAGUUUUCCUGCAUGAUAGAGAAGUCACUUUGCAAAGUCAAGGGGACGAGAUCAGAAUGUUCACAUUGGGGAAGUUUUGAUAUUGGCAAGUCAGGAGUUGAUGGGAAUCUGGAUUCCAAAGUGAGCGUAAGAGCAUCAUAGUCCCAGAGAGAAUACUGAAAUAAGCAGUGAUCCUCCUGACAUGUGAGAAAUGGCUGUGAUGUAGUUGAGGUGACUUCUUCACAUGGUGCCAUGAAGUCAUGAUCUCCUUCCUGAGGUCUGUUUGGCUACUUCCUGUUUUGUCUCUCCCUGAAUAGAUAAGUUCCUUCACCAAACUUCAUAUAUCCUCACAAGAAGAAAGCUCUCCAUGUUUUUUUUUCAGGGGUUAUCAUCUAAAGUGGAGGCCUGUUUUCUUGAAAGACAAGAACAACAGCCAAACCCAACCAUCCUUUCACUUACGAGUGCCAUCCUUUGGGUAAAAUCCAUAUGGUACAGCUGGACAGGAAAUGCUGGCUACUGAUGCUCUUAUCUUGCUGGGGGCCAAACUUGAUGCUUUCUGUAAGAUACCCAAAGUUGCACAGCAUUCCUUUCCCAGCCUGACCCUCUAUUGACAUUAGAAAACCACUAAACCAUCUUGUUAUCAGUAUUAGUGCUUUGAGUGGGACUGAACAUUGGCAAAGAGAAUUCAAUCCAUGAAAAUUGCAUCUUUGAAUCCCUUUUUGAUCCACAUUCUACAUGUAAUCAAGCAGUAUUAUUAUCCCACACUGGAGUGAAAGCUUUUACCCCAGUGAUUAUGCAGCAGGGAUCCUACUACCCUGUUCUUUUUCUUGCCUCCUCCUUGAAGGUUUGCGCUAGUGGUUUCAGCCCCAGGGUCAUUUGAGCAGCUUCCAAUUUCCAGUGGAAGAAGGUGACUAGUGCCAGGUGCAUGGGAUUUUUGGGUUGACGGUCCAAGCACAGAGCUGUGUGUUGCUGUUUGCUUAUCUGAGCUUUCUCUAUUUGCUAGCCUUCUAUUGAUCAACACUGUGUGACCCCUAUCCCAUGCAACCAUCACCCUUGAAAGGAGGAACAUGAAAUAAAUCAAAGUUCCUCCCUGCAAUGUUUACAUAAAUGCAGCUUCUCUUAAGGCAUGAAGAGUAUUUAAUUCUUUUUUGCUCCUGAAGGUGCCAGCAUUUUAAUAAGAGCCUAGCUUUCUUGCUGCACUGAUAUUGUUUUCCCUCUUUAAUAAGAACAUAGAGUUCAGGAUUGGCCCAGAGGCCAAAAACAUAUAGCACUGCAUUGCAAUGUGAAGCACUGGGUUGCCUCUGUUUUUCUUUCUCCCUUUCCUUUUAACUAAAUGGCUACAGAGGAGCCAAGGCAGAAUGGAGUCCUCCCAAUGCUGGAUUGCGAAGUGGAUGUCUACCUCGUCGCCCCAAAUCUCAUUGCGAUACAUCCUAUAACUUCCUGUGGCACAUUUCAGGCUGUGUGCAUACAGACCCUCGCCAGCAUAAGACAGUGAGGCAUCUCUGUUAGACUACACAUCUAUCUUCAUAGGUAGGUUGGUUUGGUGAUAGGAAACUUCUCUGUUUGGAAGAGCCAAGAUUGAGAUAAUCCCAUUCAGAAGUGUUUCAAAUAGGGGGGAAAUGGAGCAUACAAUGCUCCAAGAUUUGGGGUUAGGGUGGGGAAAGAUACUGAGGGAGUUAUGGGGCUGUUUCACCCCUCAGCUGCUUCAGUAGCUCCUAUCUUGCUGUGUCAAUGUCCAACUUGCUUCAAGGCGUGUGGACUUGUGCAAUAUUUUAAUUCUUUCCUGACUCCUUCUGAAGCAUGGAGGUGGACGGGGUGUGUUUGCGGUGGGGGGUGGGAUGGGAGAUAGCUGCACACACCCCUCCAUCCUUCUUUUAGGUUAGCUUGACCAACUGCUAGGCUAGUUCUUAGGACAAUUCUGUGUCUGGAUGUGAGUGAGGCUCUGGGGGUGCAUAAGGGGAUAGGGAAGGGGGGCAGAGAAUUAAUAUCUUAUUACGUGGUAGCAUGUAUCUUUGUUCUGUUUUUUCCUUCUUAGACUGAAGGGGAGAGUCUUGAGACUCUAAAACCACUAGGGAGCAAAAUCUCAAAUGUGAAUCUUAUAUACUAUUAAAAAUGUAAAGGAAGCAAUAUCUCUAUAGCAUCUUGCACUGAUCCUACAGAGUGAGGAGAGCUGCUGAAGCCAGCAUUUUAUCUAUGGAAGGUUUGCUUGCUAACUAAAGCAGAGGGGAGACAGGCAGCAAGGAAUGGCGGCCUCUGUUUACACUGGCGUAGAUUCCAGGCCUCCUGGGGUUUUGUUUUUUUUUAAAUGAUGAACAAAAUAUUGCUGCUGUUUUAGAUGUGUGUCUCGCAUAUCAGGCUUUUGUGUUAGGGGCAGAAGGGUGGGAGAGGGAUAUAAAAGGGAAAAAUGUGCCAAAUUCUUCAGUCUGCGUCUUUUUAAAUAUUGUGGAUGCUUACGACAUAGAGGGAUAUUCCUUACCCAGUUCCCUGCCUUCUCUGAAAUGCUGCAGAUAUUUUAACAGUAUUUUCCCAGUCUGUCCUUCCUGCUUUUUCCCGUCAGCUCUGCUUUGCCCUCCUCUUCUUCCUUUGGGAUCUCAGAAUCAUGGUUUCAUGCCAAGGCACACGCGGACUCUGCCACCUGGUCAAUUAUGUUAAGAAACCAUUUUUCCAAAAAACCUUCCUCCUCUUUUGCAGACUUCUGCAACUUCUUAGUAAUAUUGAAUAAUCUUGGCUCCCCCUGAAAGCCAUGAGGAGUAGAAAUGAGAUGCUUUCACUCAUAUACUUUCAAGUAUAUUUUUGAAACCAAAAAGAUCAGACAGUUGCUGUCUUUUCACCUUUUUUUCUCCCCAACUGUAAGAUAUGAAACUAUGAAACUGAGUUCUGCCGUUAAUUGCCAUGAUAUCUCACAGAGGUCUGGUUAUGGCUUACAUAAAAUUGGCAUUAAACAUCCAGGAGCCACUGAUAGCCUUUUGGACAGGUUGGGCAAGAGAUAGGAUUCAUGGUAAAGAUACCAAGCCCUUUAUAAUUCUAGUUUGUGCUGUAAAUUUCAUACACCUGAAGACACAUAAUGCAAUUUAACAGUUUGUGAGCAUACCGCUUUCACUAAUGCAGCUCCCUGCUGAUGACACUUUGGAUUGCAGGAUUGUGUUCAAUUCUGCAGAACGCUUUAGACUUUUUUAAAAAACUGGCAGAAGUCAAAAUCCUGGCUUUUAAGUGAGGAAUAGCGCUUCUCAUAUCAGAUAGGCAUUCUGGUGACUAGCUGGCAUGCCACUCCCCAAAAGAUAAAACCUUUCUUUUCUGCUUUGUUGGUGAAAUACCGUAAACUUGUCAGUCGGCCCAUAGCUUCAUUAUUUUGCCCAGAUUCAAACUCCUGUUACCUCCACUGAAAAGGAUGAUGGGCAGCAAGAUGAUGAUGGUGAGGACUAAUUAUUGGUGCUCCAAACCUUGGGUGAGACCAUGCUGGGUAACCUCACCUGCCACUGUGUUAGAAAGCAGCAGGAUCUCUUUGGAUGAUGGGAUUUCCACAUGGAGUUUCUUGCUUGAGGAUAUUUUAAAUAGGUUUCUUUUGUGCCAAGUUCCUUUCCUGAGCGAAAAGGAGCUUUGGUUAAGCACUCCUGGAUCUGGUCAUCUUCUUUGCCCUUCAUCCAAAAGACAUCAGGGCUAAGGACAACAUCCAGGGGGCCAGAGCCACUGAAAUGUGAGCUGGGCAGGAGAACUGCCCCUUAUAUCUUAUUUCUUAGCACCUCUUCCAUUUCCCUCUUUCAAAUCCCACAAAACUAUUUCCUCUUUCCUCUCUUUGAAGAAACCAAACUUGCUAAACAGAGUAGGAUGGGAUCAGAGCAGCAUUGUAAAGUUGUUUGUAUCCACUGCACUUUGGGAGCCAUUACUGUAACUUGGAACAGUCAGGUUUCGAGAAUAUUAUUGACAUAUCCUGUUUAAAAAGACGCACUUUCCCUCCCUCAUUUUUGAAGUGCCAAACUAUUAUUUAUAGAUGACAUGCAGCUAUUUAAACAGAUUUUUAACAAGGAAAGGGGUUGGGGUGGGGAGGGUGGGCUGGGGGAAUGGGGACCGCAGGGGCAUUUUGAUAUUUAAAAACAAAAGUUCUUUAAAAAAAAGUGAAGCUUAGGACUUGUUAGUGGAUCUGACGUCAGGAUCUUUAGUGGCUUUUAAAUAAAUAUAAUACUUUUUUCUAUUAAAAAAGGGAGACCUUCAGUUCUGUUCUCAGCUGUCUUUCUCUGGAGCUGUCUUGAUGCUGAAUGGUGGUGAUGGAGGCACGGGUCUUUUGCCCCGUAACUCAAGGAGGCAGGGAGCAUGUGAUUGUAUACCAACUCCUUUUGGGAGGGGGAAUCUGCUUUGUGAAACCAUGUCCAAUUUCUAUAUGUUGAAAAGCCCAAUCUUGCUUUAGUGGGAAAACUAUCACCUUGCACAUAUGCUGGUUUUGGAGCAAAGGUGCAAAAGAGGAAAGCAGACACCAUGGAGGAGGCAUUUUAAAGUCACUCCUAUGCUGUAGAUUCAUGUCCAGUGUUUUCUGAGCUGAUAUAUUUCCUCCACCAAACUGGACUGUUGAAUAGAAGGGAGGAGAACAUGCCUCUGCUUGGAAACCCAAUUCUCAAUCCAGCAAAAGUUCUUUUACAUGGCUUUUGAUGGGAUUUUAGAGCAGCCCUAAGGCCCAUUUCAUUGUUUUCCAGUGGAGUUACAUCUUGAACCUGAAGCAGUUUUGUCCAAAUUAGGCUUUACUGAUUCCAUUCGGACUUACCCAUGAGGUUGCCACCAGAAUUAUCUUCUUGUUGGUUUGUAGCCAUGGUUUCUCUCUGGCUGUUUUCCAUGAUGAGAUGCAACAAUGUUGAGUCUUGAGGGAGAAGGAUCAAGGCACAUUCUCCCUUCUUCACCUGAUGCUCUUUAAACUCUGACCUCCUUGAGAAAAAAUAAUCUCAGUUUACGAUCUUGGUGCCCAGACGGGAAGUGGAGGGAAUGAUAUUGUAUUGAGUGACAUGCAUGGUGAACCUUGGAGAUCGGUGGGCACGUUUUUGAACGGGUGAGUUUUUCCAAUUGCCUCCCCUCUCUCUUCUGGAUUGUCUUGGUAUAUCCUGCUUCCCUUUCCCUCCAUUUUAAAUAAGUUUCAAAAGCAGCAAUUCCUGGGUGCUUUGAACCUCCUGCCCUCUUCACACAGAGACGCUGUUGCUCCAGCGAAGUGGCAGCGAAACCUGCUUUGGUGACAGCCGGGACUUUAUGAGCUCUCAAUGUGCCAAAUAUGAGCCAGAUUUUUAUGAAUCAAAUAAUGAAAUAAUAAUAAUAAUCAGCCGUGGAGAUGGUCUAGCUGGACUUUGCUGCUGGCACUCCACUUUCUAUCCGAAAGGGAAACUUUCUCCUUUUGAGGCGUGCCCUCCAGGCUCCUCCUGCCAAUCCAAGGUGUGUUCAAAGAGUGUUUCCGAAUUAAAGCUUUGGAAGGCAAGACAGGAAUGGGGCUGUAACUUAAUCAAAGGAUUAUUACAUAUUCAGCGUCCCAUAGGGCCAAUAUGCACCUAUAUAUCUCAUAAGAAACAUAUACAUUUGCCCAGCAGUUGGGGAGGGGGAGCGAGAAUCGUCUUGUUAUCAUCUCCUCUCCACUUACUGUACCCCCUUUGCAUUUACCAUAUCACUGUUCUUGUUUUUCUUCUCUUUUCUUUUCAAGUUUUUUAGGCAGCCAUGUUUAAAAUAAAAAAAGGGGUUUGGUGGCAAGGUGAGAAAAAGACAAAGCAAGACAAGGAAGAGGAAGGAAAUGCAUUUGAUAAGAUUGAAUGGGAUCCUAUUCCGGGCGAAAAGUCCUCUCCUCCUCCACAUGUGUGUACAUCCCAGUUGUUGAGUGCCAAGCCCUCAUUCUUCCCUUUUGCCGCUCUUCCCUUUUCCCCAAAAGCCCCUUUUUUUUAUUUGUGUCAGGACACACUCAUCCUCUGGAGCAUCCUUUCCAUCCAGCAUUUUGAACAAGUUCGCACGCCACAAACUUCUAUAUAUAAAUAUAUAUAUAAGUACAUAUAUAUAUUAUUAUUUUUUAAAAAAACACUUACCUAAAGCAGCAUUGGGACUAUUUAUACCAUGGUUGGCUACCUCCGGACUGCUUUUUUUUUUUCCAAAUCCACUUUCAUCAUUCUCAGCAUCGAGAACAUUUCUAGCGUGUUGGUUUUUUUUUUUCCAAGGGGGAAUACAGCACUCACCUUUCAAAACGUUUGUUUGUUUGUUUGUUUUUUUAAAAAAAUGUCAAACCUUUGCUUCAUCCGAAUUUUGGGGGAUUCCAUCUCGAAUUCUCUUGCUGCCGGGGACAGUUUCCACCUUGUUUCAACCCGUCUUCUGAACUUUCAAGCUUCACCCUUCCAUCAUUUUGAACUUAUAACCUCCCUCCUUCUGUGUUCAUCAAAACCUGUGUUUUUUGGAUUUUUUCCUCAUCUUCCAUAUUACAAAAAAAAUAACAAAAAACAAAAAAACAAAACAGAAAAACAAAUUAAAAUUAUAUAUAUAAAUAUAUAAAUAUUAGGGGAAAAGACAAGUGCAACAGACUGUCAAAUUCUUACAAUUUAGUCUACUGAAUGAGAUGAUUUGAUGUCAUAUUUUUUUCUCUUUUAACUGUGAACAACAACAGCAAAAUGUUUCUCCACCAUCGCUUCAUUGUAAAUACUCUGUUUCUGUUUGAACAUGUUUGCGGGGUGCGGGAGGGGAAGGGAAAAAGAGGGAGGCCAUUGAUUUUGUGUUCUCAAACAUCAGAGACGUGUCGGUGCAUAAAAGUGCUGGGGGUUUUGGGGGUGGACAGAAUCACUCAAUAUAUUCCAAAAUGUUUUGAGAGGUAACAGAAAGAGUUAUGGUGCUAUCAGGAAGAAUUUAAAGUUUUUCUUUGGUCCGUACCAGACCACCUUGGCUGCAGAGAUCAGGUGUUGCACCUAAAUACUCCCACCUUCCCACAUACUACGUAAAUAUAGCAGACAAUAAGAGGUGCCGUAAUAUAUUUCCUCUCCUUUAAAAACAUAAAUGUAAGAUUUUUUUUCUCAGAUAGGUGUGGUGUCUGAAGUUUAUUUUCAGGAUAUGAGAUUUGCAAGAUUUGGUCCACUACGGCCAAGUUUAACUUCCCAUCCUAAGAUUCUGAUAAAGGAGAGAAAGCCUUGUCACCUUUCAAAGGUCUGAUAUUUCAAUUUAAUCUUUGCAGUCCAAAGGGAAUACAUUUGGCCCACAACAUUUGCAGGGGUUAUGAGCCCUGUUAAAGUGGAAAAUAUAUUACCAAUAUAUUUUUUAACAUGAAAGGGCACCUCUGUAAGUAUCUUUUCAUCCUCCAGACUCCAAUGGAAGUUUAUUGUAUUGUCACUCUGGAGGACCUACAAGUGUCUAGAGAAAACAUAUCCAUCAAAUCUGUCAAUAAUCAAAUGUGUGGAUACAUAGCCCAUGAAAGUUGAGAGGUGGCUGUAUAGUUUGUUAGGAAAAUGUGCAAAUGAAAAUGUGUAGCUUUGCGAAAUGGCAAUGCAGCAAUUCCUGCUGCUUAUGAACAUUUCGGAAUUGGAAACAUUAGGAUAGAGCUUGGUUCUGAAACCGUAUUUGCUAUGAGGCAUCCUCCUGAGUGAGAAAAGCAAAAUUAGAGGACAAUUUAAAUGUUGCUGCAUUCACAUUAUUUGUGCCUCCUUCCAAGGGAGUGCUUUUCUGUUUCAAACCAGAACAGCAAUGCCAGCUUAAUACCUUUUGUCUCAUGUCUUGGGAAUGCCCAUCUCUUCCUUCCUUUAGUUCCUUAACAGAGGCUUUGUGGCCAGACAGUUCUGGAUUCAAAUCUGUGUUGAAAUCCUACAAAUUUUCACAAAGGACCUCAAAGGAUGUCUGAGGUUCCAUAAAUUUGGCUGCCAGUAAGAGUCACCAAGGCCUUUUCUACACAGCUGUAUAAAAUCCAGAUUAUCUGCUUUGGACUGGAUUAUUUGGCAGUGUAGACUCAGGCAAUCCAAAGCAGGUAAUGUGAACUAUCUCCCUUGAUAUUCUGGAUUACAUAGCGGUGUAGAAGGGCCCUAAGAUUGGCUUCAAUGGGCCAACAGUCUGAUUUGGGGUGAGGCUUUUUCAGCAUCCAUUGAUCAAUGCACAAACCUCCAUUAUCUUUUAUGCAACUGUCUCCAAUCAUUCUGGAUUUUUGUUCUCCAUCCAACCUCUCCUUUUAACAGCAAUCUUAUUUAUUUGCGUGGGAUGGUGCCAAAGGGGGUGGGAAGGGAAAACCAAGAGAGGUAUGAUUGAAAAUGUUUUAUUGUAAAAUAAAAAAAAAUAGAGAGAGAGAGACAGAAAGAGAGAAAAGGAGAGAAAAAAGGAGCAAACAAGUAACCAACUCCAUCAUCAUGGCUACAUAGCAAAACCAACAAAAAAAAACCUGAAUGUCUUGGUAGGUUUGUGUGUUUUAGUGUAAAGUUGUGUAUUGAUUUUGUGCUCAGUGAAGUCAGCAUUUUUUUUAGUGCUAAUACUAUUAACUCAUUUCUGUCAUGAUAAAUGUCCAUUCACGACAUCA